This is a messenger RNA of Caenorhabditis angaria, 3348 nucleotides long. Lineage: Eukaryota; Metazoa; Nematoda; Chromadorea; Rhabditida; Rhabditidae. The record is from the annotation of a GenBank genome assembly.
AUGAAAUUCCUAACUUCAUCGGAAGUUCGUUCAACUUUUAUCAAUUUCUUCCGUGAAAAGUAUGAACAUACUUAUGUUCAUUCAUCAUCUGUUAUUCCACACGAUGAUCCAACUUUGCUUUUCGCAAAUGCUGGAAUGAAUCAAGUAAGUUUAAUUUGAAGAAUUUUUUGAACUUGAUUUUCUUUUUUUCUAGUUCAAACCACUUUUUCUCGGAAUUGCUGAUCCAAAUAGUGAUUUGGCUAAAUUGAAGAGAGCUGUGAAUACUCAAAAAUGUAUUAGAGCUGGAGGAAAACACAAUGAUUUGGACGAUGUUGGAAAAGUGAGUUUGCUUUUCUAUAUUUCCUUCGUAAUAUAAUUGUUUAGGACGUGUACCAUCACACGUAUUUCGAAAUGUUGGGUAACUGGUCAUUUGGAGAUUAUUUCAAAAAAGAAAUCAUCACUUGGGCUUGGGAAUUAUUAACAAAAGUCUACGGAAUCCCAGCUGAUCGAUUGUAUGUAUCAGUUUUCGGAGGAGAUGAAGCUAAUGGUGUUCCAGCUGAUUCAGAAGCUAGAGAUAUUUGGCGAUCUGUUGGGUUAGUAUUUUAAUAUAAAUAGUUUAAUUUUUAAAUGUGUAUUGUUUUCAGUGUCCCAGAUGAAAGAAUUCUCAAUUUUGGAAUGAAAGAUAAUUUUUGGGAAAUGGGAGAUGUUGGACCAUGUGGACCAUGCUCUGAAAUUCAUUAUGAUCGAAUCGGUGGACGUGAUGCUUCUCAUCUUGUAAAUGCUGACGAUCCAAUGGUUGUCGAAAUCUGGAAUUUGGUAUUCAUCCAAUUCAACAGAGAAGAAGGAGGUGCAUUGCGUUCUCUUCCAGCUAAACAUAUUGAUUGUGGACUCGGUCUUGAAAGACUUAUUGCUGUUAUGCAAGACAAAUCGAGUAAUUAUGAUACCGACAUUUUCACUCCAAUUUUUGAUGCAAUUCAUCAAGGAAGUGGAAUUCGCGCCUAUACUGGUAAUGUUGGUUCAGAUGAUACUGACGGAGUUGAUAUGGCAUAUCGUGUUGUUGCUGAUCAUGUUAGAACAUUAACAAUUGCACUUUCCGAUGGUGGAAGACCUGAUAAUUCUGGUCGUGGAUAUGUUCUUCGUCGUAUUUUGAGAAGAGGAGUUCGAUAUGCUACUGAAAAAUUGAAUUCUCAACCAGGUUUCUUUGCUAGCUUGGUUCCAGUUGUUAUUAGUAUUUUGGUUAGUUUUAUUUGUUUUUCUUAAUUCAAAUUGGAAGCAAUAAUUUUAAUUUUAGGGAGCCACUUUCCCAGAACUCAACCGUGAUCCUGAAACUGUUAUGGAUAUUAUUAAUGACGAAGAGAAACAAUUCUUGAAAACUCUUUCUCGCGGAAGAAUCUUAUUCCAACGUGCAAUUGCAGCUCUUCCACAAGGAACCACAACAUUCCCGGGAGAUAUUGCGUGGCGACUUUAUGAUACUUAUGGUUUCCCAGCUGAUUUGACUCAAUUAAUGGCUGAAGAAAAAGGAUUGACCGUAGAUAGUACCGCAUUUGAAGAUGCUCGCAAAAAAGCCAUCGAAACAUCAUCUGCAGGAACUGGAAAAUUCAGAGAUACUCUUGAUUUAGAUGUUCAUGCUUUGGCUGAAUUGCAACAGAAAAAUGUUCCAACUACCGAUGAUUCUCCAAAAUAUGCCUACAAAUUCAGCGGAGAUGGUGCAAAUGCAGUUUACAGUAAGAAAAUCAUUUUUAAAAAUUUCUAAAUUUUUGUUUCUUUUCAGCUUUCGAACCAUGUGUUGGAAAAAUUUUGGCGAUUCGCCGUGAUGGUAAAUUUGUAAAUGAAUUAUCAGCUGGUGAAGAAGGCGCUAUUCUUCUCGAUAAGACCAAUUUCUAUGCUGAACAAGGAGGACAAAUUUAUGAUGUUGGAGUUUUGAGUAAAGUAAAUGAGGAAAGUUCCGAAUUCAAUGUGUCAAAUUGUCAAGUUCGUGGUGGAUAUAUUGUACUUGUUGGAUCUGCUGAAGGUCAUUUUACUGUUGGAGAUGAAGUUAAUCAACGAUUUGAUGAAGACAGAAAACAACUUAUCAUGAAAAAUCACACCGGAACUCAUGUUUUAAAUUAUGCAUUGAGAAAAGUAUUGAAUGAUUCGGAUCAAAAAGGAUCACUGGUAACAUCAGAUAAAUUACGAUUUGAUUUUACCAAUAAACAAGCAAUGACUGUGAAACAAGUGAAAGAAGCUGAAGAACAUGCUCAAGCAUUAGUUAAUACAAGAGGAAAUGUUUAUGCAAAGAAUUCACCACUUGCUGAUGCAAAGAAAAUCAAAGGAUUGAGAGCAAUGUUUGAUGAGGUAAGACUGAAAGUUUAUUGAAAGAGGAAAAUAAUAAUAAUUUUGUAGACUUAUCCUGAUCCGGUUAGAGUUGUUGCUGUUGGAACACCAGUUGAAGAACUCUUGAAAAAUCCAGAUGCUGAUGCUGGAGAAAAUACAACUGUUGAAUUCUGUGGUGGAACGUUAGUUUUUUUUUUCAUUUGAUUGAGAAUUAAUAUCAAUUUUUCGCAUUCCAGUCACUUGCAAAAUGUUUCACACAUCGGAAAAAUUGUGAUUGCAUCGGAAGAAGCAAUUGCAAAAGGAAUUCGAAGAAUUGUUGCUUUAACUGGUCCAGAAGCUGAAAGAGCAAUUGCUCGAGCUGAUCGACUUGAAACAAGAUUAACAGAAGAAUCGAAAUCUGUUCAAAACAAGGAUAUUGUUUCGAAUAAAGAAUUAUUCAAAGGAUUACAAAAGAAAAUUCAAGAAAUUGUUGACGAAGCAAAUGGAGCACUUUUGCCAUAUUGGAGAAAAGAUUCAAUUCGAGAAAUCGCCAAAGGAUUGCAAAAAACAUUGGAUGGUUAUUUGAAAGUUCAACAAGCUGCUGUUGCUGACAAAGUUCUUGCUGAAGCUAAAGAAUUGGCUGCAGUUGCUGAACAACCAAAUGUUUUAGUUCAUGUAUUUGCUGCAAAUGCAAACAGUAAAGCAAUUGAUAAUGCUUUGAAGUUGCUUAAAGAUACUAAAGCUGUUAUGGCAUUUUCGGUUAACGAAGACACUGGAAAAGUUUUAUGUUUGGCAAAAGUUGAUAAGGUAAAUAAAUAUAUUUUUUAUAUAAAUUUCUAUAAAAAUCAUCAUAAUUUCAGAGUUUGGUAUCUGGUGGAUUAAAAGCCAAUGAAUGGGUCAAUGAAGUUUGUACUGUUUUGGGAGGAAAAGGAGGUGGCAAAGAUGCUAAUGCUCAGGUAAUUCAUAUUUCUAGUUUUCUCAAAAUAGUUUUUGUUUCAGGCAACUGGAGAUCGAUUGGAUCAACUUGAUGCAGCCGUGGAAUUGGCUCGUAAAUUCGCUGAAGUCGCAAUCAACUAA